AUGGAAAAAGAACGUUUCACCAGCAAAAAGAACAAAUCGACGCGAACGCGCACAAGCGCGCAAUUGAUAAUCAUCAUCAUCGGGUGUCAUUUGUGUCGAGCGAAGGGUCACAAUCAAAUAUUAUCAAUCAAAGAUAAACAUACAAAAGCGUUGGAUAUAAAACAAGAUCCAAAUAUUAUUAAUAGUGAACUAUUCGUAUCGGAAAUCAAAGAAUUCUAUCCGGCCGCACACAUUAAAGGUCGGUCUUGUGUGUUUGGCUGGCAAGAGGAGAAGAAGAAGAAGAAACUGGCGAACACGCAAGGUGAAAUACGUAUUGGGCCAUCACAUCAAGCCAAAUUACCACUUUUGAAAGCGUCUACAUCGUCUUUAUCAAAUAAUCAUGAUGAUGGGUGUUCAUUACGCGAAGAAUUAUUAUGGAAAAACUCCACUAAUGAUCUCGAUCUUUCCGUGUAUUUACAAGCAGCACGAUCGAUUGCGGCAUUCGCCGGUAUGUGUGAUCGCGGUUUAGCAGAAGAUAUGUAUGAAGUAGCUCAACGAGAUGAUACAACAAUCAACGCUCUAGCAAUCUUACAUAACCACGAUUAUGAUUGUAAACGUGCUAUACAAGCACUUGUUAAAUGUCCAAUACCGAAGGGAAUUGAUCGAAAGUGGAGUGACGACGAUCAAAAGAAGUUUAUUAAAGGAUUGAGACAAUACGGGAAGAACUUCUUUCGUAUUCGAAAAGAACUUUUAUCGCAUAAACAAACAUCUGACCUUGUCGAAUUUUAUUAUCUAUGGAAGAAGACGCCACAAGCACAAUCAAGUCGCCCGCGUCGCCGACAACGUCCGUGUUCAACACUAGUGAGUGCUUCGACAACACCAACGCCAACGAAACAACGAAGUACGAAAGCAAAUAACAAGGAUGAAUCCGAUGAAGACAAUCAAACGACUAUCGAUAGCGAUGAACAACUCUGUCGUCAUUGUCAAUCAUCAUCAAAAGAUCUACAAGCGAUCGGACGUGAUAAUCAAUUAUUUUGUUAUGAUUGUCGAAUGUAUUAUAAGAAAAACGGCGAAAUGCCAAGUGUAAAUAUCGAAAGUUCACCGUAUUUAUUCAAACCGUUGAAUGAAACAAGUUCAAGUACGGGAAAACGAAAACGAACAAAAGCACCGCAAUCACCCGAUGAAAACAAUUCAUCGUUAACACGUUCGAGAAAGAAAACGCGAAGUAAUGACAAACUUCCAUCGAUUAAACAAGAAGCCGAAGAAGCUGAAGAACUUGUUAUCAAAAAAGAAGAACAGGAAAACGAAAAAGUAUCAUCAUCAUCUUCAUCAUCAUCAUCCACGACAUUUACGAAUUCUUCGUUACAUGUUAAAACUGAAGAUUUAAAUUCGACUAUUCAUACACCAACGCCUUGCAAACAAGAAUUACAUUCACCAUCGACGAUACUUCCAGAUAAUUCAACAAAAAUUCUUCUGGAUCACGCCAAACAGAGCAAUACGAAUUUAUUAUUAUCUUCACCGUCAUCUGCAUUUUCACGGACUUUGAAAAAAUCUUUAUUAUCAUCCAAAGAUUUCGAUGAAUUUGAUUCAGUAGCGAAAACGAAUCCAACGGUAACUGGUGAUAUUAUACCUAGAGAUUCAUUAAAAGAUAACGAUCUGUCAAAUGAUGAAGGUAAUCUAUCAGAUAAUUCCACAAAUAAUACCCCCGAAGUCACUCCUGAUGAUGGACGAGCACCACUUAGCUGUGAAAAAGAAUGUUACAAUAAAUCUCAAGGAAUUAUUCUCGUGAAAGUCUAUGAUCGAUCAACUUCAGAAAAUUCAUGUGCACGAACAGAUAUUGUACUCAAACGUGGUAGUCGUACUCGACGAAAACCAAGUAACUUGCCGCCAACACCGGAGACAUCAUCAUCAUCUACUCAACCAGUAAAUAAUUUCAAGCAAGAAGAUCGAAAUCUAUCGAAACUAUCAUUCUCCUUGGAUAAGGUGCCACCAAUGCUUCAUCCAUCUGGUCCACCAUUAACAUCAUUUGCACAUCCGGAUCCAUUGCUAUUAAACCAAAAUAGUCCACUCUUUCAUCCAUUACCAAUGCAUGCGCUUGCUGGUGUAGCAAAACCACCUUUAGGUUUUCCAUCACCGUUUGGUCCGUUGCCACCCGACAAUGCAGCAUUGCGUCAUUUGGAUCCGUUAGGUUUCCGUCUGAUGAAUUCAGCAAAUUCAACUGCUUCCCAACUAUUUCCUUCACAGUCACCGUUUGCAUCCGGUCUUGCUCGACCAACUCCUGGUGGUUUCGAUCCAGCAACAGCUGCUCUCCUACUCGAUCCACGUUAUCGUAGUAUGAUGCCAACCUUUGGUAAUUCGUCACCAUCAUCAGCCGGACCGUUACCAUCAUCUCCAUCGAACCAUUCAUCACCGCUGUCUGCUCAUAACAACGGCACACAUAAUCAUGCUCAUAUUCAUUCACAUUCGCAUACACAUCUACAUUUAAAUAAUACAAAUGAUUCGACAUCAUCAUCAUCAUCGUCGUCAUCAGCCGCCGCCGCCGCAACAAAUGGCAUGUCAUUACCACCUCCACCCUUAUUACCCUUUACAAAUCCUCUUUCAGGCAUUCCUCAUGGAAAUCCUUUACUACAUCCCGGUGGCCCAUUACCGCCAGUGGGUCUUGAAGCAAUGCAUAAUUUUGCUCGUGAACGUGAAUUAAUGUCCUUAAUGUUAGCUAAUAACAGUCGAUUCGAUCCGAUGAGUCUAGCGCUCGCUAAUCCAUUUCAAAUGGCACGUCUUGAUGAUCUUUCACGAUUGAACACGAGAGAACGAUCUAUACGUGAGCACAAUGAAAACGAAUUUCGUCGAUUGAGUUUGGAAAUGGAAAGACAACAUUUUCGUUUUCCAUUCCCACCCACACCUGAGGAACUACUUCGACGUUAUUAA
Molecule: messenger RNA, 2904 nt
Organism: Adineta ricciae
Lineage: Eukaryota; Metazoa; Rotifera; Eurotatoria; Adinetida; Adinetidae
Source: the annotation of a GenBank genome assembly